Molecule: messenger RNA, 1218 nt
Organism: Pestalotiopsis fici W106-1
Lineage: Eukaryota; Fungi; Ascomycota; Sordariomycetes; Amphisphaeriales; Sporocadaceae
Exons: 3
Coding region: 1-1218 (405 amino acids)
Biological process (GO): mitotic telomere tethering at nuclear periphery; meiotic attachment of telomere to nuclear envelope
Cellular component (GO): nuclear membrane complex Bqt3-Bqt4
Molecular function (GO): DNA binding
Source: RefSeq, a predicted model, not a curated record
AUGGCAGGCCGACAACUACCACAGAAGCACAACCCGCUGAUGGUUGAUGAUAUCCCGGCUUAUCCCGAGCUCGUCUCGCGCCGGCGCCUGGGCCAGACCCAGCUGACUGCCAAGAUGGUCGCUGCUGGCGCUCCUGGCGAUGUCGACCCUGCGAGCCUGGGCGUCUUCGACUAUGCGCACCUCCGCGCUCCUCUUCCCAAGGGAAUCCAAUCCGGAAUAUUCAAGUCAUCGCCCAACUCGUAUUUCCUCAUGCGCCGCAGUCAGGAUGGCUACGUGUCGGCGACUGGCAUGUUUAAAGCCACCUUCCCUUACGCAGAGGCUCUCGAGGAGGAGUACGAACGCAAGUACAUCAAGUCUCUUGAGACUACUAGCCCCGAAGAGACAGCUGGCAAUGUCUGGAUCCCUCCUGAUGAGGCUUUGAAGCUGGCCGAGGAAUACCAAAUUACCUCGUGGAUCCGCGCACUGCUAGAUCCUGCCGAAAUCGCUGUGACCAACGCACCCGACAGUCCGCCCAAGAAAAUCCAGGCUCCUCCCAAAUACGAUGUCUUGAGAUCCGCCUCAGUCAACUUGGCACCCCCCACACCCUCGUCAACGUCGCGCAGCACCCGCGCCCGCCGCUCCGCCAGCCCCGCCAAAGCCCGACCAGUCGCGAGCCCAAGGAAGCGGGCCGCCAAAUCCAAGACAGUCCAGACUAUUAGUGAAACUCCCAGCGUCAACGGAGCUUCUACUGAAGAAACCGCCUCCGUUGAGGAUAUUCAGGUCAAGGAGAUCGUGAAGGAGCCUACGGUUGUGUUUGGACCUACGGACGAGGAGGCCAAGGUGCAGGUCAAGGUUGACAGAGACGUCAAGGUGUUUGAGGGAGUGGAGACCACGCACACCUCAGUCGAGCUCGAGCUCCCCAUCGACCAAGGGCCUCCAAGCGCCGAGGAGACAGCUCGCAUGAUUGCUGAGGCCAAGGAACUAGUUGAUUCUGCUGCAGCUGAAGCUGCUGCUUCCUCGAGUGACUUGAAAGCUAAGCGCAAGGCAGACGACAUCACUGCCGGAGACGACGAGGACGAGGCCAACGGCGAGGGCGAGGCUGCAGAUGGCCCUCGAUCCAAGAAGGUAAAGCCGAAUGUAGAGUUGAGAAAAGCCCGCGUCCGAAAUCGGGCACUCAUUGGUCUAAGUGCAACGCUCGCAGUUGGUGCCCUCAUCCCGUACGUGAUGGGUGUCUUUUAA